AGUCAUGAACAUCAUCAUCACCACGAACCAGGAAUGCCGUUCGAUUUCAAUUACGCAGUCAAGGAACCGCAAUUCGGAAACGACUAUUCCCACAAUGCUGUGAGCGACGGAGACGUGACGAAAGGCGAAUACAGGAUUCAAUUACCCGACGGAAGGACUCAGAUUGUCAAGUACACAGCCGACUGGAAGAGCGGAUUCCACGCUCAGGUGAAAUACGAAGGUACACCCAAUUACACUCCUGGACGCCCAACCGGACCAGCCAGACCCGCUCCAAGUUACCCAGCACCGUCGAGGCCAUCUCCAAGUUAUCCAGCACCUUCUAGACCAUCUCCUAGUUAUCCAGCACCGUCAAGACCAUCUCCUAGUUACCCAGCACCGUCAAGACCAGUACCUUCUAGACCAUCUCCAAGUUACCCAGCACCGUCGAGACCAUCCCCUAGCUUCCCCAGUGUUCCAUCGAAGCCCUCUUUCCCGAGCGGUCCAUCUCCAGGCUAUCCAUCGUUCCCAAGCGGACCAUCGAAACCUUCUUUCCCAUCGAGACCGAGCGGACCAUCGCAGAACCAAAUCCCAGGCCAAAAGUACGCUCCGAACGGUGGAUACAAGUAUUAAUUAAUGUACAUAGCUGCAAAAAAAAAACAACAACACUCUGCCCUCAU
This is a messenger RNA of Nicrophorus vespilloides, 656 nucleotides long. RefSeq names its product vegetative cell wall protein gp1-like. Gene Ontology annotation, cellular component: extracellular matrix. NCBI's taxonomy places the organism in Eukaryota, Metazoa, Arthropoda, Insecta, Coleoptera, Silphidae. The record is from RefSeq and is a predicted model, not a curated record.